AUGUGCCACAUAUUGAGAGACAGUAAGGAAAAAUUCAUUUUAAAUUAUAUUGAGGUCAGUAUGCAUAAAACAGAGAGGAUAGAACAGAAAGAAGAUAAGGAACAGCCACCUCAUUCACCAACCCCAAUAUCGUCUCCUGCCGUACCACGUGCACAAUCAGGCCCUUCAUCUCUGUCAACUGUACGACCUUCUCAUCCAGCUAGUCUUGUGCCACAUUUGCUAUUACAAAACCUCCUGCAGCAAAUUCCUGUGUCAUCUGGUAAACAAUCUCCACCAACCCCACCACAGGUCCCCUCUGUAUCACAUGCACAGCCAGGACCUUUAUCUCCAUCAACUGUACAACCUUCUCAACCAGCUACUGAUCUAUCGGAACUACCAUCACAAAUAGUUCCACAGCACACUCCUUUGCCAUCUGGUAGACCACCACCUCCAACCUCACCACAACCGCUCCCUGUAUCACCUGCACAACCAGGCCCUUUAUCUCCAUCAACUGUACAACCUUCUCAUCCAGUUAGUCCUGUGCCAGAAUUGCCAUCACAAAUACUCCCACACCAAACUCCUUUGCUAUCUGGUAGACGACCUCCUCCACCCCCACCACAGUCCCCCCCUGAAUCACCUACACAACCAGGCCCUUCAUCUCUGUCAACUGUACGACCUUCUCAUCCAGCUAGUCUUGUGCCACAUUUGCUAUUACAAAAACUCCUGCAGCAAAUUCCUGUGUCAUCUGGUAAACAAUCUCCACCACCCCCACCACAGGUCCCCUCUGUAUCACAUGCACAGUCCGGACCUUUAUCUCCAUCAACUGUACAACCUUCUCAACCAGUUACUGCUGUACGAGAACUGCCAUCACAGAUAGUUGCUCAGCAAACUCCUUUGCCAUCUGGCAGACCACCUCCUCCUACCCCACCACUGUACCUCCCUGUAUCACCUGCACAAUCAGGCCCUUUAUCUGCAUUAACUGUACAACCUUCUCAACCAACUACUCCUGUGCCAGAAUUUUUACCACCACAAGUACUCAUAAAGCAAUCUUCUUUGCUACCUCGUGGACCAUCUUCUCAACUCUCUCGGCCCUCUGCACGUGGCAUUAAGAAGACCUCUAAUAAACAAAAGGGAUGGUGUAACAUUUUUAACUCCUCAUCUUUCAAUAAAGAACAGUUGUUCAGAAUAUUGGAAGAUAUUUCAAGUGGAAAGCUAACUACUGUCAAUUAG
This is a messenger RNA of Schistocerca cancellata (South American locust), 1209 nucleotides long. RefSeq lists its product as uncharacterized. The record is from RefSeq and is a predicted model, not a curated record. The transcript is spliced from 3 exons. Bases 1 to 1209 code for a protein of 402 amino acids. NCBI's taxonomy places the organism in Eukaryota, Metazoa, Arthropoda, Insecta, Orthoptera, Acrididae.